AUGAGUGAUUUCACCCUGGGUUCUCUCAACCUAUUUUCAAAAAGUAAUUUUGUACCGGUUAUCAAUGAGCCAUCUGUCGAUGCUUAUAUCAGCGCUGUCAGACAGGGAAUUUCUGAGCUCAGGUUAUCCUCUACGGGGAAGCCGGAUUUCAGAUACCCCAAUCUGACUACCGCUGAGAUAGAAGCCUUGGAGUCCCUCAGAUCCGACCCCACCCUCACUCUUAAACCGGCUGACAAGGGGGGUGCGGUCGUGGUGAUGGAUACCACCAAAUAUGUACAUGAAAUCAUGCGACAACUGAAUGACCCACAGGUGUAUAGGAUUUUAGAUUCUGACCCUAAAUUCAUGAUAGCGGACAUCAUCCGCCGAUGUCUCAGGGAGGCCUUGUCCGCAGGCAUUAUCGAUGGGGGUCUUAGUGAUUUUCUUGAGGUAGCACAUCCGGUCACUCCUGUGAUUUAUGUGCUGCCCAAGAUUCACAAGACCCUCAUCGAUCCUCCGGGACGACCUAUCGUCUCGGGUUCCGACUCCAUCUUCAGCGGCAUAGCUUUCACCCUCAUCCAUUCUCGAACUGAGAUCCAGUUCUUGGAUACACGAGUAGUGUUCAACGAGGGUGUGUUGCAAACUGAGUUGUACACAAAACCUACUGAUACCAACACGUUUUUGUGCUACAACAGCUCACACCCUCGGAGAAUGAUCCGGUCGCUGCCCUUCUCCCAAUUUCUCCGCGUCAAGCGUGUUGUGUCGGAUGAGAACAAACUUGAUGCGACUCUGAAUUCCAUGGCUGUCAAGUUCCAAGAUAGGGAUUGGUGUUACACAGAAGAGUCCUGUGGUCCUACUACAUGGACAUCAUUGGGUUCCUGUAAUGGAUCAAAUCAGUCGCCAAUAGAUAUCCCAGUGGUCUCUGUUCAGUUCAAUGGAAGUCUGGGCCAAUUUGUGUUCACUAACUACAGUAGAAAGGAUGCCUUGAAGACCAUGAGCAACACUGGACACACAGUUGAAAUUGCCAUUGGUGACGGAGUCUCAAUAUCUGGUGCGGGCCUCCCUGCAAUUUACAUAGCUACUGCAUUUCAUUUUCACUGGGGAGUUGGCACAUCAGGCUCUGAACACAGGCUGUCUGGAAGGCAGUAUGCGAUGGAGAUGCACGUUGUUCACACAAAGGGUGGAAUUCAACUGUCAGAAGCUAAACUCGACCCAAGUGGAAUUGCAGUUCUAGGAUUCUUUAUUGAUGUGAUGGACUCAGCUAAUACAUCACAACUAGCCGUUCUGUCUGACCUACUGGGUGAAGUGUCCACUCCUGGAACAACUCUGCAGCUGAAUUCCAGCUUAUCUCUGACUGAUCUGCUGGGAAAUGUCAAUCUGACAAUGUACUACCGCUACAAGGGCUCACUCACCACUCCCACGUGCAACGAGGUUGUGCUAUGGACCAUCUUUACAGAUCCAAUAACUGUCCCCUCCAAAGUGGUAAAAGCGUUCUCAUCUGCUGUAAAACACGUCUCAGGAAAUCUACAGACAAUGCUAAAUAAUUUUCGUCCUCCACAACCUCUUAAUGGGAGAACAGUGCAGGCCUCAUUCCCAAUUCUAAUUCCACUGUCUCCAAACAGUACAGCAGCAUCAAAUGUGACCGCCGUCUCCAACUCCCAUGUCACACUACAGUCCAGCAUGGUGCUCCACAUGUCGAUGUUACUGGUUUAUUGUCUGACGAGAUUCUAGAUUUUGCCGACAUGAUCCAACCAGAUCUCCACUUUCUAAUCCAGGCUAUAUAAAAUAAAGUGGAAUAUUGUUGAUUGAGACGGGUAAGGUUCUGUUCACAUCUUGUUUUUUCCCAUGCAUCUGAGGUAUAAGUUGGGAAAUUACUGUAAUGUUAUAUACCAAAAGCAUGGCCCCAACAUACGUCAUCGUAUGCCACCCAGACUCUUAUUGUAAAUGGAAAGCUGCUUUUUCUUGCAGCAGGUGACAUACUUUAUGCAUGUUAUGCACACCCGGUGGAGAUGAGAACAUAGCCUUGACUGGUCCACAUGCUCUGCACUGAUUAUACAUGAGGCCAGCUAAAUUUAACACGUGUAUGCCAAUAAAUGUAUACAUACAUGCUGCCAGUGGAUUCUCUUC
Messenger RNA from Bufo bufo (common toad), 2103 nucleotides. RefSeq lists its product as uncharacterized. The record is from RefSeq and is a predicted model, not a curated record. Lineage: Eukaryota; Metazoa; Chordata; Amphibia; Anura; Bufonidae. The transcript has 9 exons. The coding region runs from base 1 to 1707 and encodes 568 amino acids. Gene Ontology annotation, molecular function: zinc ion binding; carbonate dehydratase activity.